CCAAAGCUCUGUUCUUAACACGCAAGCGCUAUUGAAACACAAAGGUCGUUCAAAUGGAGCAUGCGUCGUUCACCGCAUGAGCAUUUGUUAGUCACAUGACCAGAAAAGGCGGAAGUAUUGCUUCCUGGCCAGUGUUACGCUAAAUACUGAAGUCAGUGCAAAAAUGACCACUUCAAAAUACAAAACUGUAAUUCAAGGAGAAGCAUCGGAGACGGAUUCAGAUGAAGAAGUGUACCUGUCUUCUGUGCCCCAGGGUUCGUUGCCCAGCCUUUCUGGAGUGAAGGUUGCUGGGGAAGCCUCUGAAACAGAUGAGGAAGAUGGAAGUUCUGACCAGUCCAAAAGGGAGGCACACUUGAUCAGCCCAGACUUGCCACCGCUGGUGGUUUACAGGAAUGAGGAUGCGACCUCUCCCACUGCCGUUGAAGAGAAGCCUGCUCUUCGCUCCCGACACCGGGGCCGCUACAGCACCCUCCUGCAGCAGAAGCUGAUUGAGAGUAAUGCUCGUUUGUACUACGACGUCAAUAGCACUGUCAAGCAGGUGUACCAGACGGCCAUCAAGGAGAUCGGAGCCAUUACGGGGCAGCUCAGUAACUCACAAAACGGCAUCAUCAAUGCCUCACACAACAUCCGGCUUGUCCUGGAGGACCUGAAAGCUGUGGCUGACAAGGUAGACAUCAUCACCAGCUGCAACCUGCUGCCAGAUAUCCAAAUACAGCUGCCUCCAGCACAAACCUAAUCUGGUUUCAGAUUGUCUAAGAAGUGAAGCAAUGUUAAGAUGACACCUUGGCUCUAAGGUGCAGCUUAAAGCAAAACUGUCACAAAGAAACACAAACUGUCACAAAGCAAAACUGUUGCCUGGUGUUUAAAUCACAGCAUAUGCAAUGACAAUGACUCCUCUAGUAACAAAACAAAAUAAAAUGAUCCUGUAUAUAUACUA
Messenger RNA from Anolis carolinensis (green anole), 937 nucleotides. RefSeq names its product biogenesis of lysosomal organelles complex 1 subunit 3 (gene bloc1s3). NCBI's taxonomy places the organism in Eukaryota, Metazoa, Chordata, Lepidosauria, Squamata, Anolidae. Gene Ontology annotation, cellular component: BLOC-1 complex. The transcript has 2 exons. The record is from RefSeq and is a predicted model, not a curated record. The coding region runs from base 164 to 736 and encodes 190 amino acids.